Messenger RNA from Seminavis robusta, 1266 nucleotides. Lineage: Eukaryota; Bacillariophyta; Bacillariophyceae; Naviculales; Naviculaceae. The record is from the annotation of a GenBank genome assembly.
AUGACCUCCAAACAGCAGUCGUCCCUGAUGGACCACUUUGCACCCCCAAAAGGCGCUGACAAGGGACCAAACCAAGGAAAACAAAAGAAGGAGAAAAAGAAGGGACCCCAGCCAAACAACCAAGCGACCAAACCCAAACCAGCACACCCAGAGCAAUCCAACGCAACAUCCCCAGAGAAAACACCAAGGCGGCGCCGAAACAAAAGAAACAAGGACUCACCCAACCCAACGAAAAAAUUACCAACAUCCGACCCCACACCCAAGGCAAUGAAAGCAGGGGGAGAGCCUAUGCAACAUGGUGCCCCCCAGAACGAAGGUGACGACAUCAUGGCAACACCCCCAGACCUAACGAGACAUGCAGGAACCCACCAGACCACUGCCAAGCACAAGAUUACGCCAGGAAACGAAGAAACACCUGGCACCGGACUGCCCACCAACAACUUCCUGCCACACAACCCAGAAACUGAAAUCCAGUUCGAAAACAUCCCCACGGAUGACCAAACCACAGCCAGACCCACCCGCCGACCUGAAGCUACAGCAAGCUCAUCCAGCUCCACAAGCUGCAGUACAAACCAACCAGGCGAACCGGCAGUCAAUGUCGACCAAGACGAAACCACUGAAACAGAUGACGACACACACCGGGAGACACCAAAGACUCCCAAGUCAGUCAGCAUCUUUGAGGUAGACGGCGAGGAUGACAGGACUGCCGCCCUGCCUAAGGCCGCCCAAGAAGAUGCACAACUGACGGACUAUCCCCAGAAGCAAGCAGGGAGCACAACCAGACCAGACAAGACAACUGAUGACCCACCAGAGACUCUGCCAGAGAAACCCACACCAGAACCCGACAAGGACAAGCCACAAAAGAAGGCAGAGACGGCCAAACAAGACAAUGAUGAAGCGGCCACACAAGUCACACAGGAAAUGAUCCGGAGGAACCUGUGCAUCAUAGGCGACCCUACACCGACCACCAAAAUAUGGUACGGCACUGGAUCACGACUGAACAUCAACCUUCUCCAGCCCUUCAAUACUUGCGACAUUGCCAGAGGAGGAAGCGAUAGAAAUGUCUCGGCAGUACUACGAUUGAUGGAAGCCUCCGAAUUUGGCAAAAAAGAGAUGUGCAUGAUGGAUACAAAGGGGACACCAGUGAAGGACGGACAGGGACGGACCAAGGUCACCCCAGCACACGAAUGGAGCAUGAGCAUGUUACACGAAGUCAUGACCAAGGCCACUCACGGACCCAUCAGCCUCCCCCCAAUGGGACGCUGA